UUUAUUUAUCGUUAAUUCCCUAAAUUUUCGAUUUCCGAUUUUCGAUUUCCGAUCGACGGCAAAUCUCGAGAUUUUUUUUCCGCCGGCAAAUUCAUUCGCGAUGUGUGAAUCCAAGAGUGUUGUACAACUUUCACUUCAUCGGAAACCCUAAUUUCAGUGUAGUGGAUCUACAAUUUCUUUGUGAUUUAGGCUUGAUCUGCUCUAGCUCUGGAGGAAGAAUCUCAAUUGAUAGAUUUUACAGCAUUUUUUCCAUCUUCUGCACAUAAACAAAUGAUGAUGUUUAUGGUGCUUGUAAGUGGACAACUUUCUGCGAUUUAGGAACAGUAUUUAUUUUCCUUUUGAAGAACUGUUGGUGGUGAGAAUUGACCUGAUUCUACAUGGAAGCAUACAGAGAAGAGGCUCUCAGAGCGAAGCAGAUCGCUGAGAGAAGAUUCGCAGAAAAAGAUUUUACUGGCGCGAGGAGCUAUGCAUUGAGAGCGAGGUCACUGUUUCCAGAUUUGGAAGGUUUAUCUCAGAUGCUUACAACGUACGAAGUUUAUAUAGCUUCUCAUGGCAAACGCAGCGGUGAAAUCGAUUACUACGCGGUUCUUGGACUAAAACCAUCAGCUGGGAAAAGAGAAGUGAAAAAACAGUUUAAGAAGAUGGCUGUAUUGCUCCACCCAGACAAGAACAAAUGUCUUGGAGCUAACGGGGCUUUCCAGAUCAUAUCAGAAGCAUGGUCGUUCCUGUCUAACGAGUUUAAGAAAAGCACUUUUUAUUACAAAAGAAAGAAACUUAUUGACUCCAUGGUGGUACAGAAAACCAGCACAGAGUAUGUCCCUGAGACAAACGCAGGAUUCGAUUGUUGUCCUCCACCAGCUUCAGAAAGACUUGAUACUUUCUGGACUGUAUGCACCUCUUGCAAAGUUCAGUAUGAGUAUCUGCGGAAGUAUGUGAAUAAGCGUCUUUCGUGUAAGAACUGCAGAGGAGCAUUUAUCGCUGUGGAGACUGGACCGGCUCCUAUUAGUACAUCGAUUCAAUAUGCUCCUCCUCCUCAUAAUACAACAAGUAAUGGCUAUGGAGGUCAUGGCUAUGAUGCUGUCUCACGAAUGCCUACCAAUUCAACUUAUUUCUUAGGUCAGUAUCCUGCACAUGGAUAUGAAUAUGUUACCAAUGAGUCAUAUGACUGGAACUCAUACGUGGGAACAUCUCCUGGGAGUCUGGAGUCAAACCGCAUGUCUUCAGUGUCCAAUGGAUAUCCUUAUAAGGUCACCAAUGGAGUCGUCUGUAAGGGAAGAAAGAAAGUUAAGGAAGGCUAUAACAGGACAAGCUCGGUGAAAAGUACAGCCUCUGAUAUGAUAUAUCCGAGGCCAUCCAAUUGGUCUGCUGACCCUUCCGUGAUUAAGGCCAGUAGACCUGAGAAGAAGAGGAAUGUUGGUUUGGGGUCAUCUGGUAAUGGAUUUGUUGAGAACACUGCAAAAUCUAAUCCUGAAUCGAAAGCAGCAAAUCUGGAUGGAAACAUGGAACAUGAGUUUAAACAUCCUGGCCAAACUUAUGGUUCAAAUAGACGGUGGUCUGCUGCAACAGGAUUGGAUACGCGGAAACUACUGAUCAACAAAGCUAAAACACAUAUCCAGCAAAGACUAGAGAUGAUGAGAUUGGCUUCAGUGGCAGCAGCAGCGGUGGUUACAGAAGACGUGACUCCCAUUGAUGAAAUAAAUGCCUUCUCCAAGGUAGGAGAUGAAGUAUCCAAAAUAGGAAGUUGUGUUCAAUCUAUUCGGAAAAUACACGGACCAAUAACAGUUCCAGACUCCGACUUCCAUGACUUUGAUAAAAACAGAUCGGAAGAGUGCUUUGAGGCUAGGCAAAUAUGGGCAAUCUAUGAUGAAGAUGAUGGUAUGCCACGGUUAUAUUGCGUAAUCCGGGAAGUACUCUCGGUUCAACCUUUUAAGAUUGACAUAGCCUACUUGAGCUCCAAAACCGACAUCGAGUUUGGUACGAUGAAAUGGGUGCAGUACGGUUUUACAAAGUCUUGCGGACAUUUCAGGAUACGGAACACUGACAUAGUUGACCACGUUAACAUAUUCUCCCAUCUACUUAAAGACAAGAAGACAGGAAGAGGUGGUUGUGUUAGAAUAUUCCCCAAAACCGGAGAGAUUUGGGCCGUGUACAAGAACUGGUCACCAAACUGGAACAACUCAACACCAGAUGAAGUGAGGCACCAGUACGAAAUGGUUGAGAUCCUUGAUGAGUACUCUGAACAGUUUGGUGUUUGCAUCGCCACGCUUGUGAAAGUAGAUGGCUACAAAACCGUUUAUUGCAGGAGAGAGGAAGAGAGUAGAAAAUGGAUACCGAGGAGAGAGAUGCUGCGGUUUUCGCAUCAAGUGCCAUCUUGGUUUCUAAAAGAAGAAACUAGCGGUGUGCCUGGAAACUGUUGGGACUUGGACCCAGCUGCUAUACCUGAGGAGUUGCUUCAAACUGGAGCAGGAACUGAUUAAUAUUAUAUCAUUUACUGUUUGCUGCAAGAGACAGAAGAGUAAGAGCUUUAUUUAUAUCCAUGUAACGGUUUUUAACUCAGUGUAGAAAAACCAAACACUUUAUAUCCACAAGAUUUCUGGAUUAUUAUGUCAGGAACUAUAUACACGCAAGCCUCUGUUUGUUCAUUGGAGCUGUUGUAUUAGCAACGUUGAAGAAUCAUUAGUUUGACUUGUUACUUGUUUUUACGA
Messenger RNA from Eutrema salsugineum, 2705 nucleotides. RefSeq lists its product as uncharacterized. The coding region runs from base 378 to 2477 and encodes 699 amino acids. NCBI's taxonomy places the organism in Eukaryota, Viridiplantae, Streptophyta, Magnoliopsida, Brassicales, Brassicaceae. The record is from RefSeq and is a predicted model, not a curated record. The transcript has 2 exons.